Messenger RNA from Acaulospora colombiana, 175 nucleotides. NCBI's taxonomy places the organism in Eukaryota, Fungi, Glomeromycota, Glomeromycetes, Diversisporales, Acaulosporaceae. The record is from the annotation of a GenBank genome assembly.
UUUGAUGUUAAAGCAACAGGAUAUAGAUGAUUCCACGAGUCAGCAUGAAGUACCUAUGAAUAUAGACGAUUCCACGAGUCAGCAUGAAGUACCUAUGGAUAUAGAUGACUUCAUGAGUCAGCAUGAAGUGCCUAUGAAUAUAGACGAUUCCACGAGUCAGCGUGUGGUUCGGCCA